GACCAUAGUCGAGAAUAUAUAAGGAAAAAGUGAAUCUCUUGAGUGUUGAGUAAGCAGGCGGCAUGGCAUUCUCAGCGGUCUGGCGACUAGCGAAUCUUGGGCGACACUUGGAUUUGAGUGAAUCAGUGAACAAGGCUGCGCCAGUUGGGUCAAUCAAGUUGAAGGUAGCUUCAGAGGUUUCUGAAGCAUUAUCACUGGGUCGUGCUGUUGUUGCUCUUGAAUCUACCAUUAUUUCGCAUGGGAUGCCAUAUCCCCAAAAUUUGGAAACUGCAAAAGAGGUGGAACGUAUUGUAAGAGAGAACGGUGCAGUUCCUGCAACCAUUGCAAUUUUAGAUGGCACGCCUUGUGUAGGCCUAAGUGUAGAAGAACUUGAAAGGCUAGCUAUUUUGGGAACCAGAGCUCAGAAGACAGCUCGAAGGGACAUCGCACAUGUUGUAGCUUGCGGUGGAAAUGGUGCAACUACUGUUUCUGCAACAAUGCUUUUUGCUUCAAUGGUUCAUAUUCCCGUUUUUGUUACUGGGGGGAUUGGGGGAGUGCACAGACAUUCGGAACAGACUAUGGACAUAUCUUCUGAUCUCACUGAGCUAGGCAGAACACCAGUAACAGUUGUAUGUGCUGGUGUAAAAUCAAUAUUAGAUAUUCCCAGGACGCUUGAAUAUCUGGAAACACUAGGAGUUUGUGUAGCUGCUUACAAGACUAAUGAGUUUCCUGCAUUUUUCACGGAAUCAAGUGGCUGCAAGGUCUCAUGUCGGGUAGAUACCCCUGAAGACUGUGCUUCCUUAAUAGAAGCAAGCAUCAAACUCAAGCUUGGAACUGGAAUUUUGAUAGCAGUUCCUAUUCCUCAAGAACACUCAACUUCUGGACACAUAAUUGAAUCUGCCAUUCAGAAAGCCAUUAAAGAAGCUAGGGAAAAGAAUAUAACAGGAAAUGCUGAGACUCCUUUCUUGCUUGCUAGAGUAAAUGACCUGACUGGAGGUGCUUCACUUGCUGCAAACAUUGCUCUUGUGAAGAAUAAUGCUCUUGUUGGAGCUAAAGUUGCUGUAGCCCUUGCUCAAUUAAGAGAAAAUUGUCAAAGAUCUUAGAAGUUGGAAGAUGGCCUCCACAACCAGUCUGAUCCAACUACAAUUGGGAGCAGGAACCUAGAAACUUGAUCACUCUGCUAGUGCUUCACUUCUUGACGUUUUGUGUUGUAUUAUCCCCCCGGUUUUCCUUGUGAAGUGGAUUUUUUUUUUUGCUGUUGUUGUUCGUUAUGCAUUUCAAAAUUGCAGAAGUGGUUAGUGAACUUGACAAAACAUAUAUGUUGUGAGAGGGAUACUGCUGGACAGGAAAGAUUUAAAAUUCUAAUUCAAUCUUUCCAAGCUAAAUUAAGGACGCAUCUGUUGCUGUCAUUGUUUAUGAUAUUAUGAUCUUUCAUUGUUUA
Molecule: messenger RNA, 1420 nt
Organism: Glycine soja
Lineage: Eukaryota; Viridiplantae; Streptophyta; Magnoliopsida; Fabales; Fabaceae
Product: pseudouridine-5'-phosphate glycosidase
Exons: 13
Coding region: 63-1082 (339 amino acids)
Molecular function (GO): pseudouridylate synthase activity
Source: RefSeq, a predicted model, not a curated record